AUGAUAGGAAUUGAUUGGGCCCCUAUUAAUGCAUCGGAUUGCAACACUGGUGAAUUCAGAGUGAAGCACAGCGGUGAAUUGAGGUGCAGUAAAUACAAGUUAUCUUCUUCCAUACAGUACAUAAGACUGCAAAGUUGGGUUGCAUGCGCCACUAUUUAUUUUCUUCGCUUACUUUCCAUUUGGAGGAUUAACUCUUCUGCUGUAAUGACUGUUGCAUGUGGAGAGGCGAGAGCUGCACCUACAGUAGCAGCAGCAUAA
Messenger RNA from Echinococcus granulosus, 258 nucleotides. RefSeq lists its product as hypothetical. The record is from RefSeq and is a predicted model, not a curated record. The transcript has a single exon. Lineage: Eukaryota; Metazoa; Platyhelminthes; Cestoda; Cyclophyllidea; Taeniidae. Bases 1 to 258 code for a protein of 85 amino acids.